Molecule: messenger RNA, 1560 nt
Organism: Mycosarcoma maydis (corn smut)
Lineage: Eukaryota; Fungi; Basidiomycota; Ustilaginomycetes; Ustilaginales
Exons: 2
Coding region: 1-1560 (519 amino acids)
Molecular function (GO): oxidoreductase activity
Source: RefSeq, a predicted model, not a curated record
AUGGCGAAAGCAGCAGCAGCUACAUCAUCUGCAACGACGGCGGCGAGCCAUAUGCUCGAUGUGCUCAUCAUCGGUGCUGGCUGGUCGGGACUCUCGGCUGCAUUGAAGCUUUCGCAGGCGGGCCGCAAAGUUGCCAUUCUCGAAGCACGUGAGCGUAUCGGUGGACGAGCUUUUACGCAUACCUGGAACGACAAGACGGAUCUCAACGAUACCUCGCGCACGCUAACUGCGCCCAGUGCAGCUGAUUACUGGUGCGAUCUAGGCUGCUCAUGGAUACACGGCUACUUGGAAGGCACGCCCCUGAAAGCUUUGACUGACAAGUACAGUAUUCCGGUAACCCUCGCGAGCGAGCGCGAAACGGUGGUGGUGGCUGAACAAGGACCACUACCCCAAGCGUUGUCGCACAAGUUGAUCGCCAAUCUCGCAACUGCUCAACAAGCCGCCAAAACUGCCGCACUCGAUCACACUACUACGCCACCCGAUGCAAACACGUCGCUGGCCGAUUUCCUGUACAGCGACCACUCGCCGCUAUUCGCGAAUCUGGCGUCCGAAACCGAAAAAUCCGUGGCGCGUCAUGUGGCAAGGAUGCUUCACAUCCCGCUCGGCAUCGAGCUCGAAAAGGCGAGCCUAAAGUGGCACGGCUUCGAACAUGCGUUUGCCGGCACAGAUGCUGCUCCCAAAGGCGGAUUCACGACCAUGAUCAACAAGAUGGUCAAUGAAAUCACGUCGUUAGGAGCAUCAAUCUAUACUGGCCAAGAAGUACAGUCGGUCCAAGAUGGCGACAACGUCAAGGUGACCACCAAGCAGGGUGAGCAAUACACGGCGCACACCGCACUUGUUACGAUUCCGCUUGCUGUGUUGAAAAACACAGCUGGUCGACUGUUUGAGCCGGCGUUGCCCGAAAGAAGGCUCGAGACGAUCAAGCGUGUUUCGGUGGGCAACCUGAACAAGGUGCUGUUGCACUACCACCAGCCAUGGUGGAACGCGACGACGGGUACGUUCCUGGUUGUGCCUUGUUCGUUGGCUGUACCGUCGUCGGUCAAGAGCGAAGCGCAAAAGGAACUGUGGCAUCUCUACUCGUCAACCACGCUGAUCGUUGCCUCGCUAUCAUCCGAGCAACGCGCUUCGGAAGCGGGUGGUAGUGGAGCGUCGAAUUCGCUGCUCGUCAUGAUCGGUGCAGACUCAGCCAGACAGUUGGAAGCUUACGAGCGUCUGGAUGCUGGCAACACUCUGCACACCUACCUUGUCGCGCGUAUCGUCGGGAGCGACCAUGCGAGCACACAGCCGCCCAAGCAUAUCUUUUACUCGAGGUGGGCAAACCACGCUUUCACCGGUGGUGCAACCACCUCGCCUGUGUCCACUGCAAGUGGCUCCUCGCCAUUGGACUUUGAGAUGCUUUCGCGACCUCUUUGGAACGGCCGCCUCGGGUUUGCUGGCGAACACACCGAGAUCAAUCAUCGAGGCUCGGCAGCAGGCGCUUACGUGUCUGGCCAGCGAGAAGCGAAUCGUCUCUUGGCGUAUCUGGACAAGCUGUAUCCUCAAACAGUCAACAAGCUUUGA